This is a messenger RNA of Setaria italica (foxtail millet), 1209 nucleotides long. Its product is annotated as transcription factor MYB62-like. Gene Ontology annotation, cellular component: nucleus. Lineage: Eukaryota; Viridiplantae; Streptophyta; Magnoliopsida; Poales; Poaceae. Gene Ontology annotation, biological process: regulation of DNA-templated transcription. Gene Ontology annotation, molecular function: DNA-binding transcription factor activity, RNA polymerase II-specific; RNA polymerase II cis-regulatory region sequence-specific DNA binding. Bases 1 to 1209 code for a protein of 402 amino acids. The transcript has 6 exons. The record is from RefSeq and is a predicted model, not a curated record.
AUGGCAAUCCGCAUCGGUGAGAAGAGUUCCAUGUUCUACGAGAUGUUUGAGAGGGAUGAUCAACAUGCCCUUGGUCAGCAAGAUGUAACCAUUGAUCAAGCUAUCAACUUUGGGGUGGAUGAUUACAAGAUCCCUUUGCAAGGUGCUUCAGGCUUUAAUAAAGGACAUGGAGGUGAUCCCAUCCAGGACACUCCUAUCACUGAAAAUCAUGGUCAAAUGAUAGAUUCCUUGGCCUUGAAGAAAGUGGUGGGCAAGGCAUAUGAUGGAAGUAGCCCUACUGGAAACAAUGCUACAAGAGGGCAGUGGACUCCUGAAGAGGAUACAAUGCUACAAGAACUUAUGGAGCAGCAUGGUAAAAGAGCUUGGUCAGAUGUUGCAAGGGAAUUUCCCGACAGAACUGGGAAGCAAGGCCGAGAGAGAUGGAUCAACCAUCAAGAGUUCAAGACCCAGAAAUUAAGGCUUUAUUUUGCUACCAAUAAUAUGGCCUGGACAGAAGAUGAGGAGUUGAUGCUGGUGAAGUACCACAAGAAGUUCGGCAAAAAGUGGGUCAAGAUUGCCAGGCACAUCCCUGGCCGGCCUGAGAACUCCAUCAAGAACCAAUGGUACGCGGCCGAACGCAGCUUGGAGACGAAGCGCAAGGACAAGAGCAAGGAGACCCGCCCCAGCAUCGUCGCGGAUUACAUCCGCGGCCUCAAGGAGGAAGAAGAAGGGAAGGGCACUCCGGCUGUCCCCACCAGCCCUGUCCACGCAGCUGGGAGCGGCCAGGAGAUCAAUAAUGAGGUCAAGGUGCCAUUUCCAGGCUCCAAUUUUGCUGCCGCCUCAUCUCAAGCGCCGGCGUCGGGUGACAACCCAGUGCCACCGUCGUCGUCCAUGUCGGCGCCGUUCCUGGGCCGCAACGCCGGAGACCACUUCCCUCUGGAAGCCAUGUACGACGACCCCGUCUUCAUCGACGGGCACCAGGAGCCCUUUGCUUACCCCCAGGAGAGUGGAUACCUGCCGGCGCCGGGGCACCCCUUUGCUGAAGCUCACCAGGCCGGUGGAUACGGCAACCAGCUGCAGUUCCAUCAGCACCCAACCUCUGUGCAGCAGCAGCAGGCUUUCAGCGACUUCCUAGCAACUGAGGACGACCCUAUUCACCAACUGUUUGUAGCUCGCUACUACCAUGAGGCUGCCCGUAACCAUGACAACGUAGCAAUGGCCUGUGACUAA